CUAUCCUGUUAUUAAAAAGUCACGUCAUAUUAUUCAUUAUGUAUUAUUUGUAUAUAUUUCUUUUAACUACUUGCGUUUUUCUUUCCCUCAAUGUUGUAGAUGUCAUUUUAUACGCGAUAAUCGUCAUAGGUACUUUCAUUGGAGCAAUAGGAAUAUUCAUAUGCCUCAUAAUAGGUUGUAGAAAAUGUAUGUCAUCAAGAAGAACGGCUAAUGAGCAAGAUAUUGAAGUAUUCUUAAGAGAUCAUGGAACUCUAGCACAAAAGAAAUAUAAAUUUUCAGAAGUCAAGAAAAUGACCAAGAACUUCACAAUUAAACUGGGUGAAGGUGGGUUUGGUGUUGUAUACAAAGGAGAGUUACGCAAUGGUUACCAUGUGGCUGUAAAAAUAUUAACGACAUCAAAAGGAAAUGGCAAAGACUUUAUCAAUGAGGUUGCCAGCAUCAGUAGAACAUCUCAUGUUAAUGUUGUCCAACUUCUUGGAUUCUGUUUAGAAGGAAAGAAGAAAGCCCUUAUUUAUGAAUUCAUGCCUAAUGGUUCCCUCGACAAGUUUAUCGGUAAUAAGGGACUAGAAAGCACUUCAUCUUUGAGUUGGGAUAAUCUGUUGCAAAUUGCGAAAGGGAUAGCCAGAGGAUUAGAGUACCUGCACAAGGGAUGCAACACUCGUAUUUUACACUUUGACAUAAAACCACAUAACAUUCUUUUGGAUGAGAACUUUUGUCCCAAGAUAUCAGAUUUUGGGCUUGCAAAACUUUGUCCUGGGAAAGAGAGCACUAUUUCAGUUUCAGAUGCGAGAGGAACAAUAGGAUAUGUAGCUCCUGAAGUGUGCAACAAACAUUUUGGUGGAGUAUCACAAAAAUCUGAUGUGUAUAGCUAUGGAAUGAUGCUACUAGAUAUUGUGGGAGUGAGGAACAAUGUUAAUGAAGAAACCACUGAAACAAGUGAAUACUUCCCAGAUUGGAUAUACCGAAAGCUGGAGCAAGACCAAGAUUUGAGAAGUGAUAUAGUCACAGAAGAAAAAGAGACAGAAAGGAGAAUGAUUACAGUUAGUUUGUGGUGCAUUCAAACGUUUCCAAAGGAUAGACCUACUAUGAGUAGAGUAAUAGAAAUGUUAGAAGGCAACAUGAAUUCCCAAGAAAUACCCCCAAAACCUGUUCUUUCUUAUCCCUCCGCUGGAUUGGUGCCAGAAUGGACCACUACUUCCUUGCAGUCUGAGUAGAUCUUAAAAGUUAUUAUUCAAAGAAGAUCACUCAACAUAAUUAUGUUUUAUUUGUAACAUCUCAAGUCAACGUUCAAUAUUGACUUUUAUAACACCUUCUGUUUGAUAUAUAUGCUAUAGAAUU
This is a messenger RNA of Vigna angularis (adzuki bean), 1338 nucleotides long. Its product is annotated as LEAF RUST 10 DISEASE-RESISTANCE LOCUS RECEPTOR-LIKE PROTEIN KINASE-like 2.5. Bases 39 to 1214 code for a protein of 391 amino acids. NCBI's taxonomy places the organism in Eukaryota, Viridiplantae, Streptophyta, Magnoliopsida, Fabales, Fabaceae. The transcript is spliced from 2 exons. Gene Ontology annotation, molecular function: ATP binding; protein kinase activity. The record is from RefSeq and is a predicted model, not a curated record. Gene Ontology annotation, biological process: protein phosphorylation.